Messenger RNA from Phanerochaete carnosa HHB-10118-sp, 219 nucleotides. RefSeq lists its product as uncharacterized. The transcript has 2 exons. The coding region runs from base 1 to 219 and encodes 72 amino acids. NCBI's taxonomy places the organism in Eukaryota, Fungi, Basidiomycota, Agaricomycetes, Polyporales, Phanerochaetaceae. The record is from RefSeq and is a predicted model, not a curated record.
AUGUGGGCGGUCGCCCAGGAUGCACCGGUGCGCCCAGUGACCCAGGCUCUCGAAUGGGGCCGUCUGCGUGGCAAAGAGCGGUUUAGAGUGAGAGUAGGAGUCAAGUUUUGGAGAGGGAUGCUUGCAGUUGGAAUGCGCCGUCAGCUCGCUCCGUACGACGCGAAGACGCAAGUGGUAGAAGGCUUGUGGACGGGCCAGUUCUUCGACGAAGACAUUUGA